Molecule: messenger RNA, 2592 nt
Organism: Fulvia fulva
Lineage: Eukaryota; Fungi; Ascomycota; Dothideomycetes; Mycosphaerellales; Mycosphaerellaceae
Exons: 3
Coding region: 1-2592 (863 amino acids)
Biological process (GO): polyphosphate metabolic process; phosphate ion transport; monoatomic anion transmembrane transport
Cellular component (GO): membrane
Molecular function (GO): phosphate transmembrane transporter activity
Source: RefSeq, a predicted model, not a curated record
AUGAAGUUCUCCCACAGCAUCCAGUUCAAUGCCGUGCCGGACUGGUCGUCCAACUACAUCUCGUACUCGAACCUCAAGAAGCUCAUCUACCAGCUUGAGAAGCAGAUCAACCAGCAGAAUGGAAAGCCUGCCUCGAGCAGCCAGGACCCCGAAGCCUCCCCACUGCUCGUCACAAGCUCUGUCGACGAUUGGGACAAGGUUUUCUCGAGAAAACUCGAUGAUGAGCUGGAGAAGAUCUGCACUUUCUACCAGCUAAAGGAACUCGAGAUCUUUGGCGAAGUCGAUGCUCUGCUGCGCGACGUUGAAGAGUUCGAGGCCGAGCAUGCAGCAGGUGAGGAUGGGGAAGAUGGUGCGCGACGGCAGAGUGUCUGGGCCAGAGCCAGGCAGCAGAGCAUAUUCCGCACCUUCACCCAGCCCAAGAGGAGGAAGAGCUCUACGACCGGCAGCGGCAGCAGAAGGCCGAAUCUAGAGGAAGAAGACGAGAGCGAGGAUGAGGAUAACGAACAGACCGCGCUCACCAAGAGCCAGUCAACGCUGGAGAGACGGCCUACUGGUCGUGGCAAAGACUCAACGGUAGGCGAUCGCGCAGACGGCUUCGAUCUCAAUGCAGACUAUCGACGGCGGCCUAGCACCGCGUUCAAUGAUUUUGGCGAUGAUGCCCUACAAGCACUUUAUGACGAAGGCAUUACAUUGAAGAAGCGCAUCACGAACCUCUAUGUUAGCAUCUGCGAGCUACGAUCUUUCAUCCAACUUAACGAGACCGGCUUCAGCAAAGUUCUCAAGAAGUACGACAAGAUCUUGGACCGUAAUCUCAAGCGUCCAUACAUUGAUGCGAAUGUAAAGCCAGCAUAUCCUUUCCAGUCGAGUACAAUGGAACGGCUAGCAGAACAUCUUCUGAAGGUAGAGGAAUCAUACGCAAGUAUCGUCACCAAGGGCGAUGUAGACGCUGCACGACAGGAGCUUCGAUUGCACCUACGAGAGCAUGUGGUCUGGGAGCGGAACACUGUCUGGCGAGAAAUGAUCGGCAUCGAGCGCAAAGCUCAAGCUGCGAACUUGGGAAUCAGAAACACUAUGCUUGGUCAAGAUAACGACCCCACAAAGGCACGACUGCAGGGAGACCAUGAGGACGGCGCCCUUAAGGAAGUCAAUCUGCCAAUUGGCAAUUACAGAUGCCCGAAGUUCUUGAUCAGCGGGACAUUCUGGGUUCUGGUUGCGAUAGUCGCUAUAUUCGCCGUACUGCUUGCAGUCCCAAUCAUGGAAAGGCCAGAGCAGCAGAACUGUUUAGCUUUGGUCAUAUUCGUCAGUCUACUGUGGGCCACAGAGGCCAUACCCUUGUUCGUGACCUCGCUCCUGGUGCCUUUCCUCUGCGUCGUGCUGCAAGUCGUGCGCGAGGACAACAAGCCUCAUCGUCGCCUUACAAGUAAAGAAGCUGCUGGUUAUGUCUUUGCCUCAAUGUGGACCCCGGUGAUCAUGCUUCUUCUUGGUGGCUUCACGAUCGCUGCUGCCCUGAGCAAGUACAACAUUGCGAAAAUGAUGGCAACUUUUGUGCUGUCUAAGGCUGGCACGAAACCACGAACCGUUUUACUCACUAGCAUGGGUGUCGCGACCUUCGCCAGUAUGUGGAUCAGUAACGUUGCCGCACCCGUGUUGUGCUUCAGCAUCAUCCAGCCAAUUCUGCGAAAUCUGCCGUCAGACAGCGACAUGUCCAAGGCGCUAUUGCUCGGCAUAGCAUUGGCAUCAAACAUCGGCGGAGCGGCUUCACCGAUCGCGUCGCCGCAGAACCUCAUUGCGUUGGAGAACAUGGAGCCUCAGCCCGGAUGGGGGACAUGGUUCUUCAUUGCGCUACCGGUGUGCAUCAUCAGCAUUCUUAUGAUCUGGGUACUGCUACUGGUGACCUUCAGACCAGGCCGCAACACUACGAUCGUACCCAUCAGACCUAUGAAGGACAAGUUCACCGGCAUUCAGUGGUUCAUAUCAGUAGUCACGCUCGUUACUAUUGUGCUGUGGUGUGUCAGCCAUGAGCUGGAGGGCACAUUCGGGGACAUGGGAGUUGUUGCCAUCAUUCCGAUCGUCCUCUUCUUUGGCACUGGAAUUCUGACCAAAGAAGAUUUCAACAACUUCCUAUGGACGAUUAUCAUUCUCGCGGCUGGUGGACUAGCACUUGGCAAGGCUGUCAACAGCUCCGGACUGCUCCGGACUAUCGCGAUAGCCAUCACGAGCGAGGUCUCGAGCCUGUCGUUGUAUGGUGUCACCUGCGCUUUCGCUGCGCUGAUCGCAGUUGUUGCAACGUUCAUCAGUCAUACCGUGGCCGCCCUGAUCAUCCUACCGCUGGUCCGUGAGGUCGGAGCAGGUAUGGCUGAGCCGCAUCCUAACCUUCUUGUCAUGGCUUCCGUGCUGAUGGCUUCCGCUGCGAUGGGCUUGCCGACUAGCGGCUUCCCCAACAUGACUGCUAUCAUGAUGGAAGAUCCACAGACGGGCCAGAGAUACUUGCAAGUCUGGCACUUCUUGACGAGAGGUGUCCCUGCCAGCAUCAUGUCGUAUGGAGUUAUCAUAAGCGUUGGAUACGGACUAAUGGUCGCGGUGGGGUUUUGA